AGAGCAGGAAGUGCCUCAGCACGACACUGACAGUUAUCUAUCAUGGCCCUUGAUGUGAAAAGCAGAGCCAAGCGGUACGAGAAGCUGGAUUUCCUCGGAGAGGGUCAGUUUGCCACAGUGUACAAAGCCAGGGACAAACUGACCGACACAAUAGUUGCCAUUAAAAAGAUUAAGGUUGGCCACAGGACUGAGGCUAAAGAUGGAAUUAAUCGGACUGCACUCAGAGAAAUAAAACUGCUGCAGGAGCUCCAUCAUCCAAACAUUAUCGGGCUGUUGGAUGCUUUUGGACAUAAAUCAAACAUCAGCCUGGUGUUUGAUUUCAUGGAAACAGACCUGGAGGUUAUCAUCAAAGACACUAGUUUAGUCUUAACUCCAGCCAACAUCAAAGCCUACAUCCUCAUGACUCUGCAGGGAUUAGAGUAUAUGCACCAGCACUGGGUCCUACACAGGGAUCUGAAGCCCAAUAAUCUGUUGUUAGAUGGCAGUGGGGUGUUGAAGUUGGCUGAUUUUGGUUUGGCCAAGUCUUUUGGCAGUCCUAGCAGAGUCUACACGCAUCAAGUUGUUACCAGGUGGUACCGAUCACCUGAGCUCCUGUUUGGUGCCAGGAUGUACGGUGUGGGUGUUGACAUGUGGGCAGUGGGAUGCAUCUUGGCAGAGUUGCUGCUUCGGGUUCCGUUCCUUGCUGGAGACUCGGAUCUCGACCAGCUUACUAAGAUCUUUGAGGCUCUGGGAACACCCACAGAAGAAACGUGGCCUGGCUUGAGUAGUCUACCAGACUAUGUGUCCUUCAAAAUAUUCCCCGGCACACCGCUGGAACAUAUAUUUAGUGCAGCUGGAGACGAUUUACUUGAGCUGCUACAAGGUCUCUUUACCUUUAACCCUUCAGCGAGGACCACAGCUACACAGGCUCUAAAGAUGAGGUACUUCAGCAAUCGGCCUGGUCCCACUCCUGGUCCCCAGCUCCCCCGGCCAAACUGUUCGGCCGAGGCUUUGAGGGAGAAGGAGACAGUCGGGCUCAAGAGAAAAAUUGAAGGCCUGGAGAAUACUGCAAUGAAGAAGAAGCUCAUUUUCUGACCAGGGACCGGGUUAAAUCCGAGGAUCACCACUGCAUGGCUCAGCUUCCUGCAUUUCUCAGGACUGUCCACUGGAAAAAGAAAAGGGAAAAAAGUCUAUAACCAGCAGAGGCUCCCUCACGUGUGGUUGACUUUAGGACAUUUUAGAAGUUGUAGCCAGCGUAUGUGAAUCGUUAACUCUAAAAUGCUGCUGUGUCCAGAUGGCCAGCGAUUGAUCUACAGCAGAGGGCUGUUGUCAGUAGCGUUGGCUCUGGUCCUCCUUCACUGAUGACUAAACUUUGUGAGCCUGUGGGGAAAAACGUCUAUUUAUGUGUGUGAAAAAGAAAAACAAACCAACAUGUGAGGAUUUAUUUCAUGUGAAUGUUUUUGUAUUGUUAUUAUUUUGUAUGCCACAGCAAUAAAAGCUGCGUAUGCUCAUGUUGAAGUUU
Messenger RNA from Oreochromis aureus, 1501 nucleotides. It is a transcript of the gene cdk7, whose product is annotated as cyclin-dependent kinase 7. NCBI's taxonomy places the organism in Eukaryota, Metazoa, Chordata, Actinopteri, Cichliformes, Cichlidae. Gene Ontology annotation, biological process: protein phosphorylation; positive regulation of transcription by RNA polymerase II. Gene Ontology annotation, cellular component: cytoplasm; transcription factor TFIIH holo complex; transcription factor TFIIK complex. The transcript is spliced from 12 exons. The record is from RefSeq and is a predicted model, not a curated record. Bases 43 to 1074 code for a protein of 343 amino acids. Gene Ontology annotation, molecular function: RNA polymerase II CTD heptapeptide repeat kinase activity; ATP binding; cyclin-dependent protein serine/threonine kinase activity.